Molecule: messenger RNA, 6556 nt
Organism: Myxocyprinus asiaticus (Chinese sucker)
Lineage: Eukaryota; Metazoa; Chordata; Actinopteri; Cypriniformes; Catostomidae
Product: insulin-like growth factor 1 receptor
Exons: 21
Coding region: 838-5265 (1475 amino acids)
Biological process (GO): positive regulation of kinase activity; insulin-like growth factor receptor signaling pathway; positive regulation of phosphatidylinositol 3-kinase/protein kinase B signal transduction
Cellular component (GO): insulin receptor complex; axon; membrane
Molecular function (GO): insulin receptor activity; phosphatidylinositol 3-kinase binding; ATP binding
Source: RefSeq, a predicted model, not a curated record
UUUUGUUAAAAUAAAAAUCUAAAUUCCGUCACCUUGACGUUUGAGACCAAAGAGGUCCGCUCGCGCUUGCGCAGACGCGGUUGGUAAAUGCAUCAUCUUUUUGAACUGUGGAGCUUUUUCAUUGCUGCUCUGCUCCAUUCCAUGUUUUCGGAUUGUCUCAUGCUUCGUGUUCUGUGUGAGAGAAGCCGAGUCUUGUUUACAGUGUUGAUUCUACGGAGCGGAGAUCGUCAGAAGAGUCUUGUCGUCACUGAGGAGUUAAUACGCCGCCGUGCAGACUUGAGUAUUUAUCACUAGGUUCACGUGCUAUUUAUUUAAACAGUUCGUGAUUUUAUAAGGUGCGGAAAACGAAAACCACGCUCGGAAGCCUGACGUGCUCAUUCUUGCACCUCGAAAAAUGUUUUUUUUUUUUUUUUUUUUUUUUUUUUUCCCUACCGCAAAACGGACCGACCGUGAGAGCCCGUGAAGACGGUAGGGGAGGGUGAGACGGGGGUAGUUGUAGUUGGUGAAACCAUUUUUGUCCUGGCGAAUAUUUUGGAUCUAGCCCUGUCGGGAGGCUUUAUUGAGGCGUGCUGCGAUUUCAUUCAUACAUAGAUACGCUAUCAGAGUCAUCACGCUCUAUCGACCGGACCUCAGAAUCUCUCUAGACAUCGAUAUAAUCUGAUUCAUCACAUUGGAAUAGGAAACAUUCUCCAAGGUGUUUUUGUUGGAUGAGAAUCCGCUCGUGUGGCUGGUACUAGUCCCACUCGGUUUUCAAGAAAUGGAGGCUGAAGAUGCAGAUUAUCGGUCGAGCGAAUUUCGGGGCUCUGGUGAUUUAAUAGACACGAUAAAUUAAUCUUGAUGUUUCCAUUAAAGGAAGAUUAUAUAAUUAUUACCAGAUCCCUCCUUGCCUCCCGUUAUCUUGAGGAUUUAAGGAACUAUCUGCAUAUUCGAAGCGGAAUCUUGUGGACUUUUCUCUUGCUUAACAGAAGAAGCGUCUCAUUUUGCUUCGGUUUUACAUUACUGCGACAAGACUUUUUUAUUUUUAUUUUAUUGAUUAAUAUAUUAGGAAUGAGAUCUGGAGCAGAGAGGGAUGUUUGGACCUUUUUUAGGGGUCCUGUGCUGUUUCUCUUCACCAUCUGCCUGUGGUCUGCUCAUGGAGAAGUCUGUGGUCCUCACAUUGAUAUUCGCAAUGACAUCAGUGAGUUCAAGAAGCUGGAGGACUGCACGGUGGUAGAAGGCUACCUGCAUAUCCUCCUCAUUGGUGACAAGAACAACAACCUCAACCAAGAGCACUUUCGCACCCUAUCCUUCCCUAAACUGACCAUGAUCACAGACUACCUUCUCCUGUUCCGUGUCUCUGGCCUGGAUAGCCUUAGUGUGCUCUUUCCCAACCUCAGUGUCAUCCGAGGACGUAACCUGUUCUACAACUAUGCCCUGGUCAUCUUUGAAAUGACCAGCCUGAAAGAUAUCGGCCUUUACAACCUAAGGAACAUCACCAGAGGGGCCAUCAGAAUCGAGAAGAACCCGGAGCUUUGCUACUUGGACUCGGUCGACUGGUCGCUCAUUAUGGAUGCAGAGUUUAACAACUACAUUGCUGGGAAUAAGCUAUCCAAAGAGUGUGGAGAUGUUUGUCCAGGUAUAAUGGAAGAUAGGCCGCAGUGCAUAAGGACCAGCUUCAAUGACAACUACAGCUACCGCUGCUGGACUUCGAACCACUGCCAGAAAGUGUGUCCAGAUAAUUGUGAGAAGAGGGCGUGUAUGGAUACGGGUGAGUGCUGUCACCCCCAGUGCCUGGGCAGCUGCACUGAACCAGACAACGAUAUGGCAUGUGCUGCUUGCCAGCAUUACUACCAUGAGGGCCAUUGUGUUGAGGACUGCCCACCGGGCACUUACAAGUUUGAAGGCUGGCGAUGCAUCACCAUGGACGUGUGUGCCAAUGUUCACCUGCCCAGUGAGGUGGACUUCGUCAUCCACAAUGGAGAGUGUAUGCCAGAGUGCCCACCUGGAUUCACCCGAAAUGAGACUCAGAGUAUGUUUUGUAGCGCUUGUGACGGAUUGUGCGAUAAGGUCUGCGAAUCUAAAACUAUUGAUUCUGUGGAUGCUGCUCAGUCCCUGCAGGGCUGCACGGUCAUCAAAGGCAACCUACACAUCAAAAUCCGGCGGGGCAAUAACAUUGCAUCAGAGCUGGAGAGUUUCAUGGGUUUGAUCCAGACAGUGACUGGAUAUGUAAGGAUUAAGCACUCUCACACUCUGGGCUCUCUGUCCUUCUUCAAGAGUCUGAGAUACAUUAAUGGGGAAGAGCUCACCGAAAAGAUGUAUGCAUUCUCUGCAGUGGACAACCAGCACCUGCAGUAUCUCUGGGACUGGAGCCAGCACAAUCUGACCAUUAGAGCUGGGAAACUCUUCUUCCGCUUCAAUUCCAAGCUUUGCAUGUCUGAGAUCCAGAAAAUGUGGGAGAAGACGGGCGUCAAGGAAAAGAUGGAAUUGGACGACGUUCGUGGCAAUGGAGAACGCGCAAGUUGUGAGAGUUAUAUUCUAAAGUUCAAGUCUAACCACACUCAGAGUACUCGGAUAAAGCUCACUUGGGAACGAUAUAGACCGCCAGACUACAGAGACCUCAUCAGCUUCAUAGUUUAUUACAAGGAGGCGCCAUUCCAGAACAUCACAGAAUUUGAUGGACAAGACGGAUGUGGCUCUAAUAGCUGGAAUAUGGUGGAUGUGGACCUCCCUCAGGACAAAUCAACCAAUCCAGGCGUACUUCUGUCAUCUCUGAAGCCCUGGACACAAUAUGCCAUCUUUGUGAAAGCUGUGACCCUGGUUGUGGAGGACAAGCACAUUCUGGGGGCUAAGAGUGAGGUUAUCUACAUUCGAACCAAUGCUUCAGCACCAUCAAUGCCUCUGGAUGCCCGUGCAUAUGCCAACUCCUCCUCAUCCCUGGUGGUGAAAUGGUCUCCUCCCAUCUCCCAAAAUGGAAACAAAACAUUCUACCUGCUCCGUUGGCAGCAGCAGGUUGAGGACCGUGAACUCUACCAGCAUAACUACUGCUCUAAAGAGUUAAAGAUCCCCAUCCGCAUCUCAGCCAUGGCUUUGUCAGACUUGGAAGGGGACACAAAGCCAACCAAAUCAGAUGCUGGCAUUGUUGAGAAGGACCCAUGCUGCCCCUGCCCAAAAACCAAGGAGGACCUAAAGGCAGAGGCUGAAGACCGCUCCUACCGCAAAGUCUUUGAGAACUUUCUCCACAACUCCAUCUUCACACCCAGACCUCCAGACAGAAAGCGUCGAGACCUGUUUGGAGUGGCCAAUGGCACGCUGGUACAUGGUGCAGGCAGGAACUUCACAGGGUUGCAAGGUAACAUCACCGACCCAGAGCUGCAGGAGAGAGAGUACCCUUUCUCUGAGGGCACGGCCCAUACUGAGUUCAUGGAGAUAUCCAACCUGCAGCCUUUUACCGUGUACCGCAUCGACAUCCACGCCUGUAACCACAAGGUCCAGCGUUGCAGUGCUGCGGCUUUUGUCUUCUCUAGAACCAAACCAGCAGACAAAGUGGAUGAUAUUCCUGGGAUUGUAACUCAGGAGAUUGAUGAAAAGGAAGGAACAGUGCUUCUUCGGUGGUCUGAACCUCUUCAUCCCAAUGGAUUGAUCCUCAUGUAUGAGAUCAAAUACCGUCUUGGAGCCGAGCCUGAAAAGCAUGAGUGCAUAUCACGUCAGCAGUACCGGGUGCUGCGAGGAGCUCAUCUUAGUAAUCUGGCCUCCGGAAAUUAUUCCGCUCGGGUCAGGGCCACUUCUCUGGCAGGAAAUGGGUCUUGGACUGAACCAGUGUUCUUCUACGUGCCACCCCACAAAAGAAAACAUGAUAAUGCCAUCUCUCUAGCCAUCAUCAUCCCUAUUAUUGUGGUAGUGUUGCUCUCAUUGGUGAUCACUGUCGUCAUCUUUGUCACCAAAAAGAGGAAUAAUGACAGGUUAGGAAACGGCGUCCUCUAUGCUUCUGUGAACCCUGAAUACUUCAGUCCUUUUGAAAUGUAUGUACCAGAUGAAUGGGAAGUGGCACGGGAAAAGAUCACCAUGUGUCGUGAGCUGGGCCAGGGCUCGUUUGGUAUGGUGUACGAGGGCAUUGCAAAGGGAGUCGUCAAAGAUGAACCAGAGACCAGAGUGGCCAUUAAGACUGUAAAUGAAUCAGCCAGUAUGCGUGAACGCAUCGAGUUCUUGAAUGAAGCUUCAGUCAUGAAGGAAUUCAACUGUCACCAUGUGGUGCGACUGCUGGGUGUGGUUUCACAAGGCCAGCCCACUCUAGUUAUAAUGGAGCUGAUGACACGGGGCGAUCUGAAGAGCCACUUGCGGUCUCUCCGUUCCAAAGAGCAGGGCUCUAGUAGCCAGGCUCUGCCCCCGCUGAAGAAGAUGAUUCAGAUGGCUGGUGAGAUUGCGGAUGGGAUGGCAUACCUCAAUGCCAACAAGUUUGUCCAUCGAGACCUGGCUGCCAGAAACUGCAUGGUUGCUGAGGACUUCACUGUUAAAAUCGGAGACUUUGGCAUGACACGGGACAUCUACGAGACAGAUUACUAUCGGAAAGGAGGUAAAGGGCUACUGCCAGUCCGCUGGAUGUCCCCGGAGUCUUUGAAAGAUGGCGUGUUCACUACAAAUUCUGAUGUCUGGUCAUUCGGUGUGGUUUUAUGGGAGAUUUCCACUUUAGCUGAGCAGCCCUACCAGGGCAUGUCCAACGAGCAAGUACUGCGCUUUGUUAUGGAGGGAGGACUUCUGGAUAAACCAGAUAACUGCCCCGACAUGCUAUUUGAAUUGAUGCGGAUGUGCUGGCAGUACAACCCUAAGAUGCGUCCAUCUUUUUUGGAGAUCAUCAACAGCAUCAAAGAGGAACUGGAGCCACCCUUCCCAGAGGUGAGUUUCUUCUACAGUGAGGAGAACAAGCCACCUGACACUGAGGAACUGGACAUGGAGGUGGAGAACAUGGAGAAUGUUCCACUGGAUCCUGCUUCCUUGCUUGCCCCCUCCUCUCAGGGGAGCAUAGGGGCCCAGACCCAGAGUCCACAAGCGCUUUCCCCAGCUCAGGGGCCAGGGACACCAACGGGGUCUGCCCCGAACCCCUCCACCUCACCUCCCUCCUGCUCAGCUUCUCUGGCCCUGGCCUUAGACAAGCACUCAGGACAGGUAGCAGCGAAUGGGCCAGUGGUGCUGCUAGGGCCACCUUUCGAUGAGACGCAGGCCUACGCACACAUGAACGGUGGGAGGAAGAAUGAGCGAGCGCUACCACUGCCUCAGUCAUCAGCCUGCUGAUUAUGACUUUCUCCCACCCUCCAUCUCCCUCUACUCUUCACACAGGGUACCCCCAUUUCCCACGCCCUUUUGUCUAUGUGGUCAUAUGUGUUUCCUUACGUUUGCAAUGAGUCCAAAGCUGACCGUGGAUUUGAUAACCAGAUAGACAAGUAUCCAACGUGGAAGUCAGUGGAUCAUUUUUUUGUAUGAUUUCAAAUGAUGGAGGAUGUUUCGAUCAUUUGUUUGUAUGAUUUCAAAUUAUAGCCCUGGCUUUCACCUGUGUGGAAAGAACCCGUCUUAAUGUUUUCUUAAAGAAGAAAACCUGCCAGUUAAUUGUGAAACAAGAGAGACAAGCAUAUUAGCCAGCAAGCCCAGCCCAUGAACACUUUAAGGAGGCGAAUGUGCAUACAAGUGUGUUUUUAUACAAAAAAUACACAUUCCCCUUAUCAGCGCAGUGCAUUUCUUUCUCUAAAACUUGUGUCUUUGUCAUCACAUUUCUAAAUCAAGAUGGAGCAGAGACUAGCUAAGAAUGCUUGUUAUCUAUCAGUGGGUGAGAACCAUCAUCUGAUUGGUCUUACUGGUUGCUCCACCCUUCUACUUAAUCCAUUUCAAGGGUGUUGGCUAAAGAGUGAGGUGGGCUUUUUGUAACUGCCAAAUUUUUGCCAAAUCAAAUUUCCGUUUUUCUAAAAAGGUAUUUAUCAUUACAUAACCCGAUCCCCCCAUUCACAUCUGAUUUUCUAGGUUGCACUUUGAAGUAGUGCAAUCAAGGGACUAAACUCUCAUACUGUCUUUGAUGGAGGAUUUCUGGACCUCGUCUUAUACAAUCAGCUUGAGUUUGUAAAUCCUUCCCCUUUUUAUAUGGCUUUGAUCUCUGACUCUUGCAUGGCAGUUCCUGCUACACAGCCCAUCUGUGAGCUCAGCCUCUGUCAGAGCGAUGUCUUGAGUGGAAAGAAAAGAGCAUGACGCUAAUAGCGAAGGUGAAGAGAUCAACACACUGCAGAGAGGCAGAUAUGAAUAAUAAGGGAUUGGCUCAGUCAUGAAGCAGACAGAAUACUGGGGCUUCGUCUGUUUUCACAUCUGUUUGCCAAGACGAGUGAGGCACUGUACACAGCAGGUAUUUUUUAGACUAGUCAUUAGUCUCUCUGUACAAUUCAUAUGAUUCUAAGAAAGGUCUUACAGUUGUAUGUUAGACCACAAGAUCAUUUACACACAAAUCAUUGGUUUGAGUCACUUUUGAUAACUUUUUACAGUUCUGAUGUUCACUUCUUUGUCUGUACAGAAAGAAGCUGCUAUUUGUUUUCUUUUGUUGGUG